CGAAGGGUCAUUGAAGUCCACGUUUCCCAUGAUGCAGUGCGGCACAGACCCGGCGGAGACAUUCAAAACUAUGGCUGAAGAGUCGGAUGUAUCUAAACCAACUUUACGCUGUGAGGACACAGAGGACACGUCCAUCGUUGGCAGCGGGGACAAUGGGAUAAAGACACGUCUGAGGUUUUCUCCGGAUAAAGAUACGAGCUCAACUCGGGAGCACGACACGACGAGUGAAGUCCCAACUUUACACCGUGUUCCCGAAGACUCCCAUUCAUACCGAGCGUCUGCGGAAACAGCCGAACAGCUCUCGGGCGAGGCCGCACACACACCUUUACACUCGGAAACCGAAAGAGACUUGAAAGACGUCUCCAUUGAAAACAGGUUGAAUUCAAAUGAGCCGAGUGUAAACAACGCGGAGGAGAAGGAGAACAUCGCUGCAGAUAUUGGCCAGGAAGAAGAGGAAAACAGGCCUGGUCAGAAAGGUUUGAAUGAUUCCAGUGUGACUGCCAGUAAACACAGUAACACAGAGGACAAUGAUGCUGAGGUGGCGAGAAGAGCACGGGAGCAAGGCUAUGUGAGCGUCGUCUUCCCUGGCACGGUGACUCAGGAAGGCUGCUGCCGCUUUGUCAGCGAGAUCCUCAAGUGCAUUCUCUAUCAGAGACAGCAACUACCCAUGACGUAUGACCAGCUGGUUUAUUCCCAGAAGAAGCAACAGGCCUCAAUGCAGGAUAAAGACCCAGUGAUUCGCAGACCAGUGCAGUCAGCAGACAUGGACUGGCGCAAGUCUCAGCAAACCCUUCAGGAUCUGGAGGAGUUGCUGCAGCAGCUGGAGGUGCUUUUUUCCCUGAGCAGGGUGCCCCGCGUGCUGCUCCUAAUGGGUGGCUCCCUCAUCCUGCCCAAAGAGCUGUAUGAGAUCAACCUGGAGGGGCUGGUGUCGGCUGGUGGGGAUCAGUGUCUACGGGUGUCCUCGUGCUUAAGGCAACUCUUCCGCACGCUUUUCGUGGCGGACCUUUUGUCUGACACCAGACCUGUUCGUUUAAUGCCCACCACAGUCUUAGUGCUCGCUCACAGGGAUUGCGGUGUAGGCUGGUUCCGCCCUAAACUACAAUUUAAAGUGCCAACUCGUGUAAGGAACCAAGUUAUUGCUCUUUCCACUGAUCCCAGCAAGGACACAAGGGCAGAGGGGUCAGACUGGCAGGAUUAUGUGUGGUUUCAGGCCCCAAUGACGAUCAAGGGCUUCAGCAACUCACCCAAGUCGGGGAGCAAAUAGUCUGUGAGAUUAAAGCUCUCUUUCUUAUACCUUAUAUUACAUUUUAAUGGUGGUUCAAGUGAAUUUUGAAUUGAGCUGUACAUGUUUUAUUGAAUUAUGAGGUAAAACUUUUUCUACUCAUGAUUAAAAGUCUGUUAGCUCAAACUAUAGUGGGUGUAUUGACACAAACUUUUCUCUUACUGUCUUCUGAAAUAUUUAGAAAAUUUGUUCUCAAGAUGCUUUGUUGGCAUUUGAUAAAAUCAGUUGGGGAAUAUUUUAUUUUUUUAUAUUUAUUAAGAAUGUUUUACAUAUUUUGUAUCACUAAUUUGUAAAGAUAUUAAAGGGAUAGUUCGCUGAAAUAUGAAAAUUCACUCAUUAUCUACUCACCACUAUGCCGAUGGAGGGGUGGGGGGGAAGUGUUUGAGUCCACAAAACACUUCUGGAGUCUCAGAAGUAAAUUUUGUUGCAGAAGGGUCCAAUACAAUUGAAGUCAAUGGUGAACUACACUUCAGACGUAAUAAAACAAGCCUAAAAGUCCACUACCGGAAGUGGUGAUGCUAGCGGACGUAGCUACACAAUGUAUAGAUAUCAGCGGACAUUCAAGCUUAAAACAUGGUGCAAGUGAUGCCGUUUGGAGUUGAAAAUGAAUGUCGGGGCAUGCAGGCACUUGAAUGACACAACACGAGCAGUAUAGAGGCAUGUUGUGUGUUUUCUGUUUUAUUAUAUAUAUGAAGUCCAGGUGUUUUGUGGACUCAAACACUUCACCCACACCUCCAGCGACUUAGUGGUGAGUAGAUAAUGAGUGAAUUUCAAUUUUUCAGUGAACUAUCCCUUUAAACACAGACCAAGACGCAUAAUACUGGUGCAAUAUCAUUCUAACUUACUUAACAUGAGAGGUUUAACACGUUAUAUUGCUUUAUUUAAUACAAUCUGUAGACACAUUGGAUUGCCAGUAUCAUCUGUGUACAUGUUUACAUUUAUCUAAACCUUCAUAUGAUUUCAGCAGUGUUGCAAUUUUGUGGACACCUUGAGAAUUGGAUGUGUUGUUGUGUGGGAGGGAUCAUAGACACAAAGAUUUGUUUAUGUGUUCCAUCAUUAAAAAGACAUGUAACAUAACAUUGGUCUGCGAGUGCAUUAAGUGGUUCAGAAAACGAAACUGGUUAUAGGAACCAGCAGCUGCUGUAUGGAGCCAAAUCCAGGCCAUAGUUCUGAUCAUUUGAAGUCUGAAACUGAAAAAAUACGAUCUGAAACUGAAAAAAAGAUCUGGAACUGAAAAAAGAUUUGAAUCUGUAAAAGAAUAAGAUCUCAAUCCGAAAAUAUAAAAUCUGCAAUGGAAAACCAUAAGACCUCAAAUAUCAAAAUAUAUAUGAAAAUAAAUAUUGUAUUCAAAACUAUUUAACACCCAAAAACGUUUUAAUACAUUGUUGUAUUUUUCAAAGUUCCAGAUCAAACCGUCCUUUUUUAAAUUGUUUAAAAAUGAUCAAAACUAUUGGCUUGGAUUUGGCUCCAUACUUGGGCUCCACAAAAAGCUGCAAAUUUGACAAUGAUCAUGUCCAGAGGGAACAUGCUCAGUCUAGUGGCCACAGAUAUCCCUGUUCUGAAUACAAUUUAAGAAAUGUUUGGGUCUCAAGGGAUGUAAAGGUCAGAUUAGCUAAAUAAAAAAAAUACAGUUUG
Molecule: messenger RNA, 2917 nt
Organism: Hippoglossus stenolepis (Pacific halibut)
Lineage: Eukaryota; Metazoa; Chordata; Actinopteri; Pleuronectiformes; Pleuronectidae
Product: MAD2L1 binding protein
Exons: 3
Coding region: 29-1264 (411 amino acids)
Biological process (GO): regulation of exit from mitosis
Cellular component (GO): nucleus
Source: RefSeq, a predicted model, not a curated record